GGCCCCCUCAUCCCAGGGGCAUUGCAGUAGGCCUUCUAACAAGACUUUCCUUCUGUAAGUCUGUGGUUACUAACAGCUAUUUCUGUGACCACGGCCAGAUAUAUCGACUGGCUUGCAAUUACCUUAUGCCCACCUCUGUCAUUAGUGUGUUAUUAACAGUUUUUAUUCUUUGGCCACUGACAUUUAUUCUGUUUAGUUAUUUAUGCAUUGGCUAUGCAUUGUCUAAAGUUGCCACAGUUCAGGAAAGAGUGAAGGCCUUUAAAACCUGCACAGCUCAUCUUUCGUUGGUGGUAAUCUAUUUUGUCCCAAUAUUAGUCACCUUUACCAUGGACUCAAAAAUAUCUCCAGAUGCCAGGAUCCAGUGGAUCCUAAACCUGUCUCUGACCUCUGUCUUUCCUCCCAUGCUGAACCCAAUAAUUUAUGUUUUGCAGACACAAUAAAUCAAAGAAUCUAUGAAUAAAAUAUAA
This is a messenger RNA of Notothenia coriiceps (black rockcod), 467 nucleotides long. RefSeq names its product olfactory receptor 1013-like. Gene Ontology annotation, biological process: G protein-coupled receptor signaling pathway. NCBI's taxonomy places the organism in Eukaryota, Metazoa, Chordata, Actinopteri, Perciformes, Nototheniidae. The transcript has 2 exons. Gene Ontology annotation, cellular component: membrane. Gene Ontology annotation, molecular function: olfactory receptor activity. The annotation marks the transcript as partial. The record is from RefSeq and is a predicted model, not a curated record.